This is a messenger RNA of Eurypyga helias (sunbittern), 807 nucleotides long. RefSeq names its product RNA terminal phosphate cyclase-like 1 (gene RCL1). The record is from RefSeq and is a predicted model, not a curated record. The transcript has 6 exons. Bases 85 to 732 code for a protein of 215 amino acids. Gene Ontology annotation, molecular function: RNA endonuclease activity. NCBI's taxonomy places the organism in Eukaryota, Metazoa, Chordata, Aves, Eurypygiformes, Eurypygidae. Gene Ontology annotation, cellular component: nucleolus. Gene Ontology annotation, biological process: endonucleolytic cleavage of tricistronic rRNA transcript (SSU-rRNA, 5.8S rRNA, LSU-rRNA); ribosome biogenesis.
GCCCUUAAGGCAACAGCUUUACCCCUGCUGAAGAAGUUUGGAAUUGAUGGUGAAAGUCUGGAAAUCAAGAUCAACCGGAGAGGAAUGCCUCCCAAAGGGGGUGGAGAGAUACUGUUUGCAUGUCCAGUGAGAAAGGUCUUGCAGCCUAUUCAGUUCACAGACCCUGGCAAAAUCAAGCGCAUCAGAGGGACUGCAUACUCUGUCAGAGUGUCACCACAGAUGGCAAACAGAAUGGUGGAAUCUGCAAGGAGCCUGCUGAAUAAAUUCCUCCCAGACAUUUAUAUCUACACGGAUCAUAUGAAGGCAGUCAGCUCUGGAAAAUCACCAGGUUUUGGCAUGUGCCUUACUGCAGAAACCAUUAAUGGCACUAUUCUCAGUGCUGAGCUAGCCUCAAAUCCUCAGGGCCAGGGAGCAGCUGUGCUUCCUGAGGAACUUGGACGGAAUUGUGCUAAGCUGUUGCUUGAGGAGAUCUACAGGGGAGGCUGUGUAGAUUCAACAAAUCAGAGCCUUGCUCUGCUCCUCAUGACCCUUGGACAACGGGAUGUUUCCAAAGUCCUGUUAGGACCUCUGUCUCCAUACACAAUUGAAUUUCUGCAACACCUGAGAAGCUUCUUCCACAUCAUGUUUAAAAUCGAAACAAAGACCCCUGAGGAAGAGCACAUGGGCGGGGAGAAGGUCUUAAUGACAUGUGUUGGCAUUGGAUUUUCCAACCUUAGCAAAACUAUAAGAUAAGAAACAUCUGCAGAUUUCAUAAAAUGUUGUGACAGAAAACGCUGCAAAGAUCUGAUGAAAGCUACCCUUCCCUGU